AUGUCCAAGCCUCGUACUGGUCUCUACCUCGGUCUCGCCGCGGCUGGUGCCGGCGGUUACUACCUGUACCGUGCGGGCGGCGAUCCCCAGAUCGCAAAGAAUGAGAUGAAGAUUGACGCCAACAAGGCCCGUGAGAAGCUUCCUACUUCUGAUCACACCGCCGAGAAGACCGCCAAGAACGCCGGUGCUGACGUCGGCGAGGCUAUUGACAACGCCCGCCUGAAGGCCAACCUGACCCUCGACAACAGCAAGCAGCACUUGGAGGAGGGCAAGAAGCAGCUUGAGAACUACGGCAAGGAGGCUCGUGAUCAAUUCAACUCCACUGUGGACAAGGUCGACCGCACUGUGGAGCAGAAGGCCGCCGAGGCCAAGGGCACCGUUUCAGGGUGGUUCAGUGGAAAGUCUUGA
Molecule: messenger RNA, 408 nt
Organism: Penicillium diatomitis
Lineage: Eukaryota; Fungi; Ascomycota; Eurotiomycetes; Eurotiales; Aspergillaceae
Exons: 3
Coding region: 1-408 (135 amino acids)
Source: RefSeq, a predicted model, not a curated record